Cataglyphis hispanica is the source of this 10400-nucleotide messenger RNA. RefSeq names its product division abnormally delayed protein (gene dally). Bases 791 to 2659 code for a protein of 622 amino acids. NCBI's taxonomy places the organism in Eukaryota, Metazoa, Arthropoda, Insecta, Hymenoptera, Formicidae. Gene Ontology annotation, cellular component: cell surface; plasma membrane; extracellular region. Gene Ontology annotation, biological process: cell migration; regulation of protein localization to membrane; positive regulation of canonical Wnt signaling pathway. The transcript has 8 exons. The record is from RefSeq and is a predicted model, not a curated record.
GGGGAGGUCAGUGUCGACGCGCGUUCCUCUCGCUCCCAUUUCGCUCUCGCAACGCGUGCGGUCAAACGUGUACGAAUGUGCGGUCGCGCGUGUGCGUAUAUAUUAUAUACAUACGUCACAUAUAUAUAUAUAUAUAUAUGUACAUAUAUAUACACGCAUAUAUAUCUAGAAUCACAUAUGUGCGUUACACAGUGCGAUAGGAGCAAAGUGGUCGAGCGUGCAAGUGCCGGGAGCACCGCUGGAUAUACGUGAUUCGCGCCUGGAUCGCGCUCUGCUGAUCGCCGUCUCUGACCUCUCCUCUCUCUCUCUCUCUCUUAUUCUCCUCCUUCAUCUCUUUUUUUUUUUCAUCUCUUUCCCCUCCUCCGUUUCGCGAACGCACCAAAUGUUCGCGCCGCAUGCCCCGAGUGCUCGCAGCACUGCCGCCGCUCGUUUUCGUCGCCGUCGUCGUGCCGUCUGACGUUCGGCAAACAAUCAUCGCGUUCCGAUACGGUGGAUGACUCCGCCGGGGACGAAUCCGUAAAAGAAGAAGAAGAAGAAGAAGAAGAGGAACGCAAGAAGAAGAGAGAAACCAAGCACGCGCGAGAGAGAAACGAGAUUCUCUCGCAAGAGCGUUCGCGUUCGAAAUAUUCUCCGAUCGUGUGCGAAUUUUCCUCGCGCGGUUUCUUCUCUCUUUCUCCCUCUCUCUCUCUCUCUCUCUCUCUCUCUCUCUCUCUAUAUAUAUAUAUAUAUAUAUAUAUAUAUAUAUAUAUAUAUAUUCCUGUUUGUCGUCAUCCGGAGCCAUUUUGCCGAAAUGAAAAUAAUACCGCGAGCCCUCGCGUUCUCCGCGCCUUCGACUCUACUCGCGAUCUUCCUCGUGUGGUGCCACUGUGUACGCUCGGCGGUGUACGCGAAGUCGUUGCAUCACUUGAAGACAACGUCCGUCGACAACGGCACCGAGAUCGUCGCCAACUGCAAUCUCAUCAGGCCGUUUUUCGAUACCAAGAACAUCACGCUCGUGCCAGCCUCUGAGGACUCUUCGAACGCGACGUGCCAUGGCAAGUGCUGCAGCAAGGAGAUGGAGGAGCGUUUGAAGCAACAAGCUCGGGCCGACUUCCACAAUCUGAUUCAUCAUCACAGCAGAAGUCUGCAGGGUCUCCUCGUCACCACCGCCGACGCUCUUAGAGAGACGGUGAUUGUUCUGCUGCGAAAGUCGGAGAACAAGACGCUGACCAUGUUCGACCAGGUGUACCGCUCGAUGGCGGUGCUGAGCAGGCCCUCGAUCCGAUCGCUCUACCAGGCGAUGGUGGACUACGUGUCGCCCGUUGAUACCCCGGACGACCAGCAAGCGUUGACGCGAGACACGUUGCAGGAGCGCUUCCGCGAGUUCUUCACGCGUCUCUUCCCCAUCGCCUAUCACUUCGUCGUCAAUCAGCAUCAGGAUCGUCGGGAUUUCACCGAAAAGUUCAAGUCCUGCUUGUACGAGACAAUGGACGACAUACAGCCGUUUGGUGACGUGCCCCAAGAAUUAUUCAAGAAGAUUAGCAAGAGUCUGGAGGCUACCAGAGUGCUGAUACAGGCUCUAAGCCUCGGCAAAACCUUUCUCGACGGCACCGAUAGCGUGCUGUUCGCUGUCGGCAGUAGCAAUAGUCCUCAGCAAGAGGCCUGCUACAAUGCCCUGCUCAGGAUGACCUAUUGUCCAAAGUGCAAAGGAAUCGGAAAGGAUGUGCGAUCCUGUAACGGUUUCUGCAUGAACGUAAUAAGAGGCUGCCUGGCAGAGCCGGCGUACGAACUGGAUCUCGCAUGGUCCGGCUACGUGGAAACAGUCGGGAGGCUCGUCGCGGCGGUGGACAACGAUAACAAUCCCCUGGAAUUGAACAUCAAGAAUGCCGUCAGACAGUUGGACUCCCGCAUUUCGGAUGCCAUUAUGCACGCGAUGGAGGACGGACCGUCGCUCGAGGAGAAGGUGAGGAAGGUGUGCGGUCGUUCGGAAUUGCUGCCCGCGGACGAGGAGAACCCAGCUUUCGCGGAUGCAGCUGCGUCAUCCGGCGAGAUGCACGCAAGUGCGUCGUCGUUUCGCACGCACGACGACCUGCUGAAGGGAUCGCACAAGCAAAUAGGUUACUUUAUGGCGAGCUUCGAGACGUCCCGAAUUUUCUACAUGACGCUAGCGGACACGAUCUGCGAGGAAUAUCCCCGUAAACAUUGCUGGAACGGCGAACGCAUCGGCGAGUAUACGAAAACCGUGGUGGAUUCCAGUCCGAAUGCUCAAAGGUACAAUCCUGAAAUCACGUUAACGACGUCGUCGACGCCCGUUACCUACGCCGGCAAUACGAACAUAAGCUCGCUCAUUGACCAAUUGAGGCACAUUAAUCAGCUGGUACAGACGCAAUUGGCGUCCUCGCCUGAUGCCGGUGCCUUCCUGGGCGACGAGGCCCUGGACGGUUCCGGAAGCGGUGACAGCCCGGUUUGGAGGCACGGCAAGGGCGAGAUUGACGACGACGACGAGGACGAUGACGAUGGCGCUCACGAUGACGACGGGGCGUCCGGCUCCGGAAUGGGCCCGAUCACGUCAGAUUCAUCAACGGAAGUUCCUCUGAGGGAAGACAACGGCGGCGCCAGAUCGUCGACGAACUUGCUACCAAUCGUCCUCGCUAUUGUUUGCGCAUCGCUUAUCGCUUAAUCGGCCAUAUCGUUGAGACGAGAAGAAGGGAUGAUUUCAAUCCUUCCCCCUCCAUAACCAACACGUAGACGAGACGUAGAUAAGGAAAGAUAGACUAGAUCCUUACCGCGAUCGGAAAAGAUCGUUAGCAGAUCGAACCGAUUCGUUUCACGCGGGUACUUUUCCGACGUGUACGUCGACGAGGAGAGAUUCAAUGCCCACCGGAAUCGGUAUAUAACGCACUAUUGAUAAUUUAUCGGUGGCGUGUCGGGCAUCGAAGCGUACUGUUCCUGCCGGCGAUUCCGCGUUGCAAGCACGCGGUGCGGUUUUUCAAUGAUAUAUCGAUGCGCGGGGAGCGAGGGAGACAGAUUGAUAAAGGUAUAGGAGAGAGAGAGAGGGAGUGAAGAAAAGCCGGCAAAAAACGAAAGGAAAUGGGAAGGAGCGACGGGCGAGUCGCGUCUGAGAUGCCGCGUUUUGUAAAACGCGAUGAUAAAUCUCGCGAUGCUUCCGAGAUGAAAUUUUUCCGGCAAAAAAUUCGCGCUAGUUCCUUAUAUAUAGAAAUCCGAUACCGUGGAAACUGGAACGUGUAAUGUUCUCCUCUGUGGAAUUCAAAAUUUAUGGUCCUAAAAUUUAAAUAGGAUUUUUCUCAAGAUUUAUAUAUUCGGGAAGAAACUUGCGGACUUUUUUAAAUCCGGAUAUAUUGAUUUUAACGAUGAUGCGAAAUAUUUAUUCGUCCUAGUUGAAGGAAGGGGUCAGCAUAUUGGUCGUUUCAGUCCCAGAGUAUCGAGACAGUGAUCGAGAAUCGUUAAUCGUCACCUAGAUCGAGUGGAAUGCAGGUCAGUAUUCUCUCUAUUAUUUUCUAAAAGAAAUUUAUGAUUUUAUUUUGCGACAGAAUUGCACGAACACAAAAUUACAAUCGUAAACCAAAAUUAUUAACGAAAAGUAUUACAUUCGUCGAGGUUACAACAAAAUUCUCGUCCUACAAAAAGCUACUGCGAUUCGCGUAACGAUAAUGUCAUCAAAGUCAAAAAAGGUAUCAAGGAUAGGCACACCCAUCUUUUUAGAAAUACCAAGCACAUUUAAUAUAUCUUAUCGAUCGUCUUUGCGUAUACUUUCUCGCGAAACGUCAUAGGAUAAUGUGAGCCUAAUCGCGAAAAAUCCCCGAGAAAAAUUAUUCCGUCAAACGGGAGAAUUAUUCGGGACAUGCUAGCGUUACAUAAGAAUGCAUCGAUCGCCGGUUCUCCAGGAGGGACAAAACUUCCGAUCCGAAGGUCGACGAGUCUGUCCGUUUAUCUUUCGCGAGAGGGGCAAAGUAUGUCGCGUCGCUCUGAGAAAUGGCUUCGAGGAACGUUGUCUCUUCUCUGUUACAUUGGCCGUAUACUUCGUUAGUUGCAAGUUAUAAUAAAAUUUGCUAACAAGCGCCUAGAAAAGACUGUAAUCGCGUAAUGGAGGAUUCGGGAGAGAGAGAGAGAGAGAGAGCUGAUAGUGCGCCGAUAACUCUGACGGAUAACUGAUGACAAACUCCAUAUUGCCGGCAUUACGUAGGGCGGUAUUAAACACCACAGAAUCGCGAAUUGAUCUGUUUACUGAAGAAUCUAACCAGACGUUUUCAUUCGAAGCGGAUUAUUAAUUGUAGAAUAUUUUAUUCGGGAUUUACAAAUCUCAUCUUUUAUUAAUUACGAAAUGUGUAUUGAAAAAAUUACGCAAUUUUUUUUUUUUCUUUUUAAAGAGGCAUCGCGCCCUAAAUUUUUCUAACACAUCCGUUAGAUAUUUUUUCGAAUCUUGAUAUUAUUUAUUACAGGAUCAAGAUUUUUUUCUCCAUUUGUAUAUACAUUCUCUUUCGUCUUGCCUUUCUUUUUUUUAAAUUUAUUUUUUCGAAAUCGUGCGAAUUAUAAAGGACAGAUUCGAUAUAUCGAUUCACAUUCGGUGCCGAAUACCAGAUAUACAUAUAUAUACGUGGAAACGAAAGUAUUUUACCUUCACUUGCUCCUGUAUACGACGUUGACUCGCGCAAGAUGUCGUACGCAAAUAUCCUUGUAUUCUCGAGCCAAUCGGCCGCGAAUCGCGCGCCGACCAAACCAGCUGUCACGUUAAUAAUAAUAUAACGUGUGUGCCUCGUGUGUAUCUCGCGUGCGCUGUUCUCCGUUUUUCUAUAAAGUAGGGAAAAGUGUCUUUUUCGCCCGUUUCGGCGGAUGUCAUAUAUUAAUGUCGAUAUAUUAAUAUUAGAAAACGACAAAGGGAGAAGGGGGAAGGGGGGGGGGUGAGGAGGAGGCCAUAUAUUGUCAUCCGAAUGUCGGUGUGAUACGCGCAUAUAUAUAUAUAUAUAUAUAUAUAUAUAUAUAUAUAAACAAAUAUAUACAUUAUAUAUAUGAAAAUUAACUGCCAAAAAAUGCCAGUUAUACAUACACGAUCGAGAGCUGAUUUUUACUCGAGAUGGUGAUUAUUAUUCGCUGCGCGAACCUCGAGAUCCCUGUGUAUUAGGUGUACUAGUGUGCGAUGCGUGUCGUCCUUCCUGCGUGUGCGUAUACAUCUUCUGUGAUUUAUCUUUCACUUUUCCUUCCUAGAAAAAGGGGCCUUUUUAACGCAGCAGACACAAAUUUGUCGAACAAGAUGAAGAAAACGGAAAAAAAAUAAAAAAAAGUUACGCGACUCGCUCCCGCUGAAAAUAUUUUCGAAUUUUUUAGUAGAUAUUGAUAGUAAUUGUGCCGGAAAUUAUGUAAAUAUAUAUACAUUUUAGAUCAUAAUCAGUAGCCUUUCGAAAAGUCGUCGUUAUCGUGGAUCACUCGACAUCUGUGUCAAAAUAAUAUACAUACACAUUUCUUUUUUAUUAAUUUUAUAUGUGUAUAUAUAUAUUUUUUUUUCUUAUUCAUUUAUUAUUAUUAAUUCAUUUACAAGUUGGAGAAAAAAUUAAUUUUUUACCAACUAUUUAUAUAAUUGAUAAUUUUGUAGCUUUUAAUGAGAAAUCGAAUCAGCCAUAAAUUUUCUUUAUAAUUUAUAAAUUAUAAAUAUUUUUUCACAACAUAACAUAGAGAUAUUGAUCGCAAAACAUCUCGUGACAAUAGCGAACAGUAUUAAAAUUGAUGAUUGCAGUAUUAUACAUUUAUAUCGUCCUGCAGAAAUGUUCUCAAAAAAGAUAUCUAUUAAUAUAUUCAGAGCUGACAUAUUAACGAACGCGAUCGAUCGUUAAAUAACGCGCGGUGACGAUUUUAUUUUCAUCCUAUGAAAGAGAUGUCAUAGAUAUUUUCGCGAAUUUCGCCAACAUGUUAACUAACUAGAAAAUAGGCAACGUGCCAAAUUGAUUUACCCUCCCUUUUUCCGUUUCUCUCCAAUUUUCACGCGCAAAUUAACUAGAAAUAAUUAAUAAGAGCAUCAAUAGUCCUCGUGAAUAUUGCAACUUUGAUAUUUUUAAUCAUGAUAUUCCAUUCGUUACAUUUACAAAAGAAAUGGAAAAUUAAAUUUGCACGCAGUCUGAUAUUUUUAUGGCAAACACCUUUAAAAAUUUUAAAUCUCUCCUUUAGAAUUUUUAUUGAUUUUCACGUUUCUGGAAUAAUUUUUGCGAUUAAUUCGACGAUAAUUCCAGUUUGAGAUUGUCGUCGAUGAUCCACGAUCGCGAUUCGGGCAAUCAAUCUCGUUUUUUUUUUUUUAGUACCCAGAGAGCUCCAUGACGCAAGAUUCUUUCUUGGAUCGAUAUCCUAAUCGUUCUUAUAUAGACGAACAUUACGAUAUUAACUAGCCGUGCUGAUUAUUAAGAUUAAGGAUAUUAUCCCGUGGCGUUUUUCGCGCGCACAUCACUCGCACAAUUAACUUGAUCGGAAAAAGUUGAAAGGGCGAACUAUUUCUACUGCGAAAUGUAUACACGAAACCGAGGAACUUUCCACAUUCUCGCGACAAACUUGUGUAUGACAUUUGAACGGCGGGGUUUGCUUUUUAAAUCAAUCAGAAUGCUUUUGAGAGAUGAUUGCAUAUUUUCUAAUUAUCAUAUUAAUUAUAUUAAAAAAUUAUGGUCGUUCAUAUGACUUUUAAAAUUACGAAAAAUAAUGACUUUAUAUUCUUAUUUUAUAUUAUUUUAUAUGUUGUAAUAGACGAUUUAAAUUAUUUAAAGGUACCAUUUACACGUAUAUAUAUAUAUUUUUUUUUUGCGGAGAGAAAAAAAAGUGAUUUAUUUGCAAGAGGUAAAAAUUUUAUCGAGUGUUCUGAUUCUCUCUCUGAUUGAUUCUACAUAAGGAAGUAAAUGGUAGAUAGCAACAAACAAGACAACGUUGGCUUCUUGUGAGGUGACGCGAGUCGCGACGCUCCGGCGACGCCGUAUUCGUUUUGUAUAUUUGAUUUUCGGAUAUCUUUGAGGAUGAGUGAGUGCCUUUCUGAAUAUCCCUGGCCGUAGCGUCGCGUCGUCGCUCCUCGGAUGAGAGAGAGAAACCUGAAUGGCCACCCGCGCGCGAAUAAGGGUGCGGAAUCGUGCUCUUUCUCAAGCUAUAUAGUACAUGUGUAUGUGUGAGAAUAUAUAUAUAUAUAUAUAUAUAUAUAUAUAUAUAUAUAUAUAUAUAAAUGCUUCUCUUCUCCUUUUGUAAUUUCUUCCACCGUAUCUCGCCUCUUUACGUUCCCGCGUGAGCUCUCCGAAGAUAUCUAGUGGAUUUGCAAACAUUUGUCCCAACAUUGGGAUAAACUGAUGGCGAAGGAGCGGAUGGUUUGCGAGUCGAUGGGAAUGAAAUUGAAAAAAAAAUGCAACCAGAUGUGUUUGAAUAAUUUUGUAGAACGGCAAUCUCUCGUCUUUUCGAGUCGGGGUCGACAAUGCGGAUUUUCACACAGAGUUCGACACUUGAAUCCGUUUCACGGUGAUCCAAUUGGAUCAUUUAUAUGCAUUGAUCGGAUGAAGAACGGCCCGUGACGAGCUCUUACGGACACGCCAUUGUCCGAGGGAUCUCCUUCCUUUCAGAGCGCUAAUAAGAUCGAAAUCCGGUGAGAGGACGAGCCCGCAGCUCGCCAGGCGAUCACGUUAGCCGCGCAAAGAGCCUUAAUUCAGCGUGGGCCAGACGCGCAAUUGUUCGAGUUUACCGUCGUAUAAUUCGUCGUCAAUUUCGUAGUCGGGCCUUUGUCGGGCAUAUUUCAGGCAGCGCAUUCAGAUGAAUCUGUCAAGUCUCUCUCUCGCGCGCGCGCGCGACUCCCCGUCCUUGCAUCCACCAACGUCUUUUCGGUUUUGUUAGACCUUCAUUGCUGAUAUCGGUGUUUCGCGUGCUGCACGAUCUCGACGAUACAGGUAUCAAUUUGUCGUCGGCACGAACGAUAAUGUGUUUCGAGGAAUUCGGACGGCGCGGCGCGAAUUAUUUUACGUCUCAAUGUUAUCUUAUUUCCAGGGUUGGUAAGUUAAUUUUUUUUUCUUUUUUUCUUUUUUUUUUUUUUAACGAAGUUUAAAGUUAAAAGUUAAUUAAGUUUGCGUUAAAAGUUACUUGAAAAUUGACUCGGUUAAAGUGAAGAAAUUAUUAUUAUUAUUAUUAUUAACUUAUUAAAAUUAAAUGUUAACAGCGAAUCGAUACAUCCGACAAAUUGUGCAACAAAUGAAAUAUUCGCGUUACAAUCAAUCAUUUUCACACAAUUUUAAUAAAUUGAAGAAUCUUAAUUUGUAUAAAAGAAAAAAAAUUAAUAAGGCAACGUUAAGGCAUUUAAAAAUAACUGGUUUAAGUUAACAUGUUAACGCGUAAACACGUUAAAAAGUAACUAAGUUAAGUUAAAAGUUAUUAACUUUUCAAUUUUUUAACUUAACUUUUAACUUAUUCAACCCCCUCCUCAUUUCAUAUCAUUAUCCCAAUAUCGUCGAGAUAACAAUCACGCUAAUGUUUGAUUCGAAAAAAUGUACAUUGACACGUUUACUUAAAAUUACGUGUUAAAGAUCACUUAAGUCAUUAGCGUAAUCAGAUAAUGGGAGUUUAUAAGACUGAUCAUGUGCGUGGGGAGUAAUGUCGGUGAUACGGGCUUUAAUUUAAUGGCUAAUUUAAUGAUAAUGAUCCGCUCUUUCGCCAUCAAAAUUCGCGAGAUUGUCGUAGCGAGAGAAUAAGAGGAAGGACGCAAAUGAUCGGGUGUUCUAGAGAAAAGGAGUUACGAUGCAAGAAAAUAGAAAUGAGAAUGAAAGAGAGAAAGUGAGAGAGAAAGAGAGCGAAAAGGAAGGGAAAUGCGAUAAAUCGAUUUGUAAAUACAUAACGAAUGUCUGCUGUAUUUAUAUAGUUAUAUACGUUAAAAAUAUCGACCUAAAUGAGAGCGAGAGAGAGAGAGAGAGAGAGAGUAGCAGCUAAUAAAGCAACUAAAGUAAUUAUCGACGAAAUAACCGUUAAUUAUAAUGUUAAAGCGAGUCUAAUUAUAUAUAUUAUGAAUAUGCGUAAAGGAAACAUAUGCGAAGAUGCGAACGCGGAAGGAAACUCGAGUGAUCGAUAAGGAGUUCUUUUUUUUUUUUCUUUUUUCUUUUUUCUUUUUGCCAUCAAUGCGCGUAUCGCAUCUCUCGUUGUUAUUGCCAUUUGCCUCGUAUAGCGAAGCGGUUUGUCCCCUUAUCAAGGUUUUCUUCGUUUAUCUUGUGAGAGCGAAUGCGAGGAACGAGACGCGAACAGAAUACACGAAUAAACUUAUAAUCGUUCGAUCGAAUCGCUUUGUAAUUACCUAUAUAAUUAGUGAGAGAGAAUGCGUAUGUGAGUUUGUGUCUACGUGGAAGAGAAACGAAGAGAGAGAGAGAGAGAGAGAGUGCUUGUGUUUCGAUUACAUUAUAUAACAAUUAUUAGUCUAGCAUAUCUGAUGCAUAUUUUAUCGUACAUACUAACAAGAUCCGUUGUUUUUUAACGGAAUUAUUGCGUUACACACUUAGCUAUUUAAUGCGUCUUGCAAUAUUUAUUGUUGCGCCUUGCGUUUACUAUGUGAUAUAGGGCUACUUAUAUUAUUAUCUCGUUAUUGUCGCUCGUUCUUGUUUCAUUAUCUAAUUGCGCGCGAAGCACAGCGCGCGUUUUCCGACGUCGUCGGCAAAAAGAAAGGAAACCAGCUGUUCACGUUGCUCUGUCGAUCCGUUUAUUACACUUUGUUUAAUUACAAUCAUCUGAUUAUAACUCAUUGAUAACGUUAAUUAUACAUGCAUACGCAGCCGCGAUUGUAAUCAAUUGAGUUUUUUUUAAUGUGACGAUUUCGCUGCUAUCAGUUUAUAAUAAAAAUAACUUUGCCUAUUAUUUUGGAUUUUAAAUUCUGCUAAUAAGUCGAUAUUUUUUAUCGCUAAAAUUAUCAAACUAACAAAAUUCAAGCUGUGAAAGUAAUUCCCUUUACCACCCCUUCCUCUACCCUUAAAGAAACAAUUUCGAUUCGUAGUUAAGACAAGCGAAAAUGCAGUGUACAUCAGAUAGUUUCAAUCAGACGCAGUUCUCGAUUAAAUCACUAACCCGAAUUGAACGAGAAAGCGUUAGCAAAGUGAUCGUAAAGUAAAAAGAAGAUGUAGCAGAGAGGGAGAAGAAUGCGAACGAUGAUCGUGAGCAAUCUAUAUAUGUAUAUAGAUGUGUCUGCGCGUACAUUCGUGUGUCUGUAUGCGCAUUCUUAUAUAUACAUACACCUACACACGCAUGCGUACAGGAACAUGACUUGCUCGUGCGCGUUAUUAUAAGUGUUAUACGAGAGAUUAAACAAAUUAUUAUUAAUUAUUAUCGCGAUUGAUUCGGUCGCAACGGCGCGCAUGUCAAUUGGCGACGAUCUGUAAAAACUGUUUACGAGUGAAUGGCGAAUAAAAUAUUAUACAACAACGAGA